GCGAGAAGCUAUUAUAUUGAUCAUAAUGCACAAUUGUGCGUUAUUGCAACUGAUUUUGUAUAUAGUUUCUUCAAUCUGCUGGUCGAUGCGACCGCAUAUUCGGAUAUUCGAUCAAAUUGAAAAGCAAAGUCGUUUUUGUCAUUAGUUUUACUGAUUUUAUCGUUCAAUUUCGUCAUUGAAUUUAUUGUUAAGAUGGUUCGAAUUAGCGCUUGUUUGGAUGUCAUUUUUGUUAUGCUUCAAAAUUAACUAAAAAGAAUGGUGAAAGAAAUCAGGCAUAAAAAGUUUACAGUAAUUACGUUAAGGGCCAAUGUAUCAGUUCAUAAACGAAGAAUGACACGUAAAUGCAAUGUUCCCUUCAUAUGGGCGAAGAAAAUUACCUGCGCCAAGAUAAAUAAUGAAAAAAUGAAUUUUAACAAGGACGAAAUUGAAUGAUUAAAUCUGUAAAAUGAUUGACAAAGAAACGAAUCUGCUGGCCCAAUCAACGCCAUUCCCUGAGUGAGACGAAAACGUCGAUACAUAAAUAGGACAGGUGAGAAUAGAUUUUUUUUUCGUGAAUUACAGCGCUCAGAAAGCUAAGAGGACUCUGUGGUGUUAUUUCGAAAUUGGAAUCAACAUUUCGGGCGAGUGAACCCUCUUUGCCGAAAUUAAACUUUCUUUUAAUUAAGCAAUCUUAAAACGAAGGAAGUGCUAAGUUAGCAGGAAAACCUAUACAAAGCUAUACGCAAGCAAGCAACCUUCAAAAAAAUUGCUUUACACAAUUUGAUCACAAAAACCGGUACACUGCAGACAUUUGUCUUCUCUGAAUGGCAUCACAUCUAGAGACCUGUACAGAGCAAGUUACGACAUGUGUCACGGAAACAAAUUGGUAGUGUAGGCUCCAGUGCACGAUGGUUGUACUGUACUAAAUUCGCACCGACACAAAACAGUGCACAAUCGGACAGAACUAGCGCUGCCUGGUGACCUUCAGGAAUAGGUUGGCUUCACGUGUGUCACUAGAACUUCAAGAUUAUGGUCACAACUUCAGUUUUCUUUUUACUUUCAUUAAUAGGGUGAGCAAGCGAAAAUGUUUUAUUUACCUCACCCUUCCCCGAAAAAAUACCCCCAAAAUUGUCGUUUGAACUUGCGCCCAGUUGGUUUGUAGCUGCCUGCCUCUAUGCAAAUGAGCCCACAGGAGGUCGUUUGGGGAAAAACACCCUGAAUUGGAAGCCAAAAGCCAAAUUGGAACGCCUUGGUGCAACUGUCCGCGGAAGCUGAUGUUUUUCUUUAAUUUUGCGCACUACCUCGUAUGCGAAUAUGGAUAGAUGCAGGCGCGCUAUCAGUGCACAGCGACCAAUCUCAGCCGUAUAGGCCUGCAUAAUGCACGAUUAACGUAAAAUGGCAUGCAUGAUAACGUAAAAUGGCCGACCUUCCAAGACGACUGCAGCACGAGUUGUCUUGUUGCUUGAAUUCCGCUGCAGAUAAAUUAAUGUUGGAUGAUUUUCGUGCCAAGCAGCGGCAAGCCGUUGAAUAGUUUCUGCAGGGUCACGACGUUUCUGUGAAUUUUUGUUUUCGUAGCCAAGAGGCCACGGGAAAUCUGUUAUUUCAGGCCUGCACCUUUCUGCUCAGAGCUCCUGAGACCAGAUACAAAGCCCAUCCCAUAGCAUAAGUUAGAUUUUCAUGAUUUUAGCAUUAACACUAGCAGGAGUGGUCCUGUGCUACCUUUAUCUAUUGGACGAGUUCUUCCUCAUCGUUCAGGGCUGAUUUCCUUAGCCGCACAAUAUAUCAUCCAUAGCAAGAAAUUUCUGACCGAAGGUGUUAGCAAAAAGAUGGCUGCUCGUGGCGCAUUAAUUUUGCCAAGUCUGCAGAGGCCUUGAUCUCACACGAACAAACAAGGGAAGGCUCCUUGACGGGCACUUACCCCGCAGGCCUAUCGCUUUGAUGACUAGUAUCUCAGACAUGAAGACAGUGGCAACACUGGGGUUGCGCAAUCGAAGUAUUUUCAAGGGCAUCUUUAAUCCCUACGAGUAUAAACUCCUCAUAGACGAACCUUUAGCCUGCUACGAUGCGGCAGGGAACUCUAAGGAAGUAUUCCUGCCGGUGCUUGUGACCAGCAGUCACGCACACACCGAGCGGCGAACGGCCAUUCGCGAGACCUGGGGAAACCCGCUUGAAGUGAGGGAGAAGCCGAUUGUCACGCUGUUUCCAUUUGGGUACGAUCAAAAUUCCACCAUUCAGCGUCAGCUGAAGGAAGAGUCUAGCAAACACCACGAUGUGCUCCAGGAGGAUUUCUAAGACACCUACAGGAACCUGACGCUAAAGACCGUCAUGGGGUUAAAGUGGGCCAGCACGCACUGUCCCCACGCUUCAUAUGUCACGAAGACAGACGAUGACGUAUACGUCAACAACGACAAACUCGUCCGGCUCCUUAGCGAGACAUCAACCGCGCCCGCGAACUACGCAGUUGGAAAUCUAUUGAGUCGCAACAUCCCGAUACGGAACCCAAGGAGUAAGAUAUGCAUGCCCAAGGAGAUGUUUCCUGGAAGUGUGUUCCCGCCAUAUCUCGCUGGAGCGGGUUACGUAAUGUCGACGGAUGUGACAGGGAAGAUCGUUGACGUGUCGUUAUUCACCGAACUUCUGCCAUCAGAAGACGUUUUAUGGGAACAAGGCUUUCGACUAUAGCUACAACUGGGGACAGACUUCCCUUUAUCGUAGCUGCAGGUUGAGAACUUACCACGUGUCAACUUCAGAACAAAUGCAAAGCAUACUAAGACUCUGCCGCCUUACUAAAGUGCCCGAUAUUUUUACUGCGGCAUCUGCACGGAUGACAUUUUUGUUUCUUCCUCCCGCUGCUGGCGCUGUUAGUGUUUUUGAUCAUACUGUCUUUGGGGCAAAGGAUCUGCUCUGCUCUCUCAUGUUUUUGCCCACAACUUGCUGUUAAAAUCCUGACCGUCAUUAAAGAAGCGAAAGAAUAAUUCACUCAAUGUUAAAAAUCCCACGCAGCUAUCAAAACGCCAAAUGAUAAUCAAUGCUGCUAAAUAUUAAAUGAAAAUACGAUCCUCAAAUGUGCAUUUUGAGGUGACAUCUGAAAACUGUAAAGGGAUAAAUUUCAACAAAAUUCUGGGCUGUCCGUACCAAAACGGCCAAGAGCAGGUGCUACUGAACCUCUCUAUGUGUUGGUGGGUGUCUUUAGAUGGGUUCCUGGCCCUUCUACAGGGGCCACCACAGCCUGUGGGCACCAAAUGUGGGAGACUGGGUCCGUAUUUGCACCAAGGAAAUAUCUGCCGUAAUGCCAUCUUCAACACGCCGACAAAAGACAAUCUGCUUUUACUUGGGUUUGUGUGGCUCUCGACCGUUUAUUAUCACCAACUCCGAAACACACCCAAAGCAAUGUGACUCAAAAAAUUACUUUUGAGCCGGCGCUGCGGCACCGGG
Molecule: messenger RNA, 3411 nt
Organism: Acanthaster planci (crown-of-thorns starfish)
Lineage: Eukaryota; Metazoa; Echinodermata; Asteroidea; Valvatida; Acanthasteridae
Product: beta-1,3-galactosyltransferase 1-like
Source: RefSeq, a predicted model, not a curated record